AUGGCCGACGAUGGUUACAUGUCGACUUCGCAGUCGCAACUCGCAUCCUCCACCCCGUCCCUUUCUCCAUCGAAGUUCUGUUCCAAGACAUACAAGAAGGCUCGGGAGCUUUUUCUGACGCGACGGUUACCAGAGGCUUUCGCAGCUCUUCAGCCUGCCAUCAGUGUGCAGCGGACGAAUGACGAGCGGUAUGUCAAUGGCGAUGAUUCGACACCACCGAUUGCUUCGGCUCAGCAUACCUGGCGAAUCAAAAUAUGGAAUUUAUACAUCACCCUUCUGAGUUCCAUCAUUGACUUGGGCCCCGAGGAGGGGAAAAAGCAAUUCGGCCAGAAAGAAUGGAAAUCCAUCUCGUCUCAGGUGCGCGAUGGGCAGAUUUGGGAGACUGUGGCUCAGACUGGAUACCGAGGGAUGGAGGGGUUGGUCGAUGCGGAGGUCGUCUAUAAUCUAGGCACCCUAUUAUUGAGCCACUGCGCCUCCCAGGCCCUCAACCAGCAACGACUCGAAACCUAUCUGUCGUCAUAUGGCCAACCAAACCUAGAUAUCGCAGAGCACCUACAGAACUCGCCAUCUCAGCGUUCGCGUGCCAGACGGAACGACGGCACUAAUACUCCGAACGAUCUGGCCACGCGCGUCAGAAUCAUUGAGCUAUUUACGCUCCAUGUCCUUCCUCGGAACGAUGAAUGGGAUUAUGCCAGGGAGUUCGUCAAUAUGAGCGAAGUUCUUGAUGAGGAAAGAAAGGACAUGUUUCUGCAGACCUUGGAGGGGCUCAAGGAAGAAAAGGAACAAGGCGAAUUGCGCGCAGCGGCGCUGCAACGGGAAAAAGACGCCGAGCUGGAGAGACAAAUGCGGGAGGAAGAGCGUCGGCGAGCGGAAGAAGCUGCCGAGGCAGAGCGCUUGGAGCAAAAGGCUCACCGGCGCAGUAAUAGCGAGGUCGAUUAUGGCAUCGAGAAGAACCGUCCCAAUGGCGCCGCUAAAGGCAAAGGGGGGAAAUCUCCCGAAAAAUCUUCUGGUGGCAAGCCUAGUUCCUCCACAGGAAGGACUGCCUUCUCACCACCUGCUUCAUCAAAAAAUGUCAAAAAGACAGGCAAACCGGCCAGGUCAAAUCGAGCGUUGACCAAAGUCCUGCGUAACGUCGUGCAAUACUUCUCCAAGACGGUUGCCGGCAAUCCUUUGUCACUUGCUCGCACGCUACUGUUCAUACUCGGUCUGAUCAUGGCGCUGAGUAGGCAGAACGUCCGGGAGAGGCUUCGGAGAAUUACAGACUCGGGAUGGCAGAAGAUAAAGGGAACCGUUGGGAUGGGAGUGAAGGUGAGCUAUAUAUGA
Molecule: messenger RNA, 1323 nt
Organism: Aspergillus clavatus NRRL 1
Lineage: Eukaryota; Fungi; Ascomycota; Eurotiomycetes; Eurotiales; Aspergillaceae
Gene: pex26
Product: protein pex26
Exons: 2
Coding region: 1-1323 (440 amino acids)
Source: RefSeq, a predicted model, not a curated record